Messenger RNA from Sphaeroforma arctica JP610, 468 nucleotides. RefSeq lists its product as hypothetical. NCBI's taxonomy places the organism in Eukaryota, Ichthyosporea, Ichthyophonida. The transcript has 2 exons. The record is from RefSeq and is a predicted model, not a curated record. The coding region runs from base 1 to 468 and encodes 155 amino acids.
AUGUCUAAAAAAGAAACAUCUUCCGACGUUGCCAUUGAUGCAUCCGACGACUAUGCGGUCGCCGAUGACAACAACGUUUCAGCUGCGUUUGCACGUAAGCUAGACUUUCCUCUCCCCGAAAUUUUCUUGACUGGAUUCACACAAAACAUCGUUGCUGGUUUAGUAUGCUUCUGUUGCCCGGGUAUGUUCAACGCCAUGCAGGGACUUGGUAAUGCUGGUGGUAGUGAUCCUGCUGUCUCCGCGGCAAUGAAUGCCGCACUUUACGGCGCAUUCACCGUGUUCGGUUACUUUGGAGGACUUCUGUUCAAUCUUCUCGGAAACAAGCUCUUGAUGGUCCUUGGAGGCUUGACCUAUUGCUUCUAUGCCAUCUCUGUGUACCUUUGGGGUCAAGACGAAUCAUUCGCCGCCAUGGCUAUCACAGCCUCUGCCAUUCUCGGUGUUGGGGCUGGCUCCUAUUGCCAGUACUGA